Protopolystoma xenopodis is the source of this 438-nucleotide messenger RNA. Lineage: Eukaryota; Metazoa; Platyhelminthes; Monogenea; Polystomatidea; Polystomatidae. The record is from the annotation of a GenBank genome assembly.
AUGGAAAACCGACACUUCUGUCUUCAUAAAAUAGGCGAGCUAACAAGAACUCUUCUUGUCCCGAAAUUUGUGGACGACUCGAGAUCCGUCAAGGCUGUACCGUCGUGUCAGGCAGAUUCAAUGAUUCGUCCGAGUGCUGAUCCUGCAACUAUGCCAAGCUGUACACAAGGCCGCUUGAGUGUGUACAUUUCGAGAAAAGAACCUGUCUACUACAACUCACGAGCGAGCCAUGAUCUGCCUCCUUCGGGGAACCGUGCUGCCAGCACCCUCAAAAGGAAAUAUGUCCACACAGAGCUCAGUCCUUCAUUUCCACCAAGAGGUCUUCUCCUCAAUUUCGAGUUGGCUAAAGGAAGGGGGUCCCCAAGCCUCCCGAUUCGCCUGUACCAAUUCGAAAGGUCAGUACUUAUGCACAGACAUCUUUUGCGGCAGUGUGUUUAG